GGCGACGGGGCUGGCUGGAGAUUUAUAGCAACAUCAGCAGCUACUCAGCUGUCACCGACUAAACUGACAGAAAUGCGGAAUGAUCUCUUUAAUAAAGAGAAAAGCAGACAGUUAUCAUUAACUCCACGAACUGAGAAGAUUGAAGUUAAACAUGUUGGAAAAACUGACCCUGGAACUGUCUUUGUGAUGAAUAAAAACAUUUCAACUCCUUAUAGUUGUGCCAUGCAUUUGAAUGAGUGGUACUGCAGGAAGUCCAUCCUGGCUCUUGUAGAUGGACAGCCUUGGGACAUGUAUAAGCCGUUGACCAAGUCCUGUGAAAUUAAAUUUCUUACUUUUAAAGAUCCUGAUCCAGGAGAAGUAAAUAAGGCUUACUGGCGGUCCUGUGCCAUGAUGAUGGGCUGUGUAAUAGAAAGGGCCUUCAAAGACCAGUACAUGCUUAGUUUGGUCAGAGCUCCGGGAGUUCCUGUAAUAGCUGGAGCCUUUUGCUACGACGUAGUUUUGGAUAAGAGACUUGAUGAAUGGAUGCCAACAAAAGAGAACCUUCGUUCCUUCACAAGAGAUGCUCAUGCUUUAAUUUAAAAAAAUCUUCCCUUUGAAACUUUAGAAGUUGAAGCACAAGUGGCAUUAGAAAUAUUUCAACACAACAAGUACAAAAUAGAUUUCAUAGAACAGAAGGCAUCUCAGAACCCUGAGAGAAUUGUUAAGCUACACAGAAUUGGUGACUUCAUUGAUGUGAGUGAGGGCCCUCUUAUUCCAAGAACAAGUAUUUGUUUCCAAUAUGAAGUGUCUGCAGUUCAUAAUCUUCAACCUACCCAGUCAACUCUUGUGCGAAGAUUCCAGGGUCUCUCUUUACCCAUGCACUUACGAGCACAUUUUACAAUAUGGAAUAAGUUGUUGGAAAGAUCUCAGAAAAUGGUAACUGAAGACCGAGCUAAACUGACAGAAGGAAGUGCAUCUACCUAAUUCCCCAAUUUAAAUAUGUACAGUAAAUUAAAUAAAACAUUUUAAUACAA
This is a messenger RNA of Tupaia belangeri chinensis (Chinese tree shrew), 1013 nucleotides long. RefSeq names its product mitochondrial ribosomal protein L39 (gene MRPL39). Gene Ontology annotation, cellular component: mitochondrion. Lineage: Eukaryota; Metazoa; Chordata; Mammalia; Scandentia; Tupaiidae. Gene Ontology annotation, molecular function: nucleotide binding; RNA binding. The record is from RefSeq and is a predicted model, not a curated record.